Messenger RNA from Guillardia theta CCMP2712, 660 nucleotides. RefSeq lists its product as hypothetical. NCBI's taxonomy places the organism in Eukaryota, Cryptophyceae, Pyrenomonadales, Geminigeraceae. The record is from RefSeq and is a predicted model, not a curated record. Gene Ontology annotation, molecular function: protein tyrosine phosphatase activity; phosphatidylinositol-3,4,5-trisphosphate 3-phosphatase activity. Gene Ontology annotation, cellular component: cytosol. The transcript is spliced from 2 exons. Gene Ontology annotation, biological process: protein dephosphorylation. The annotation marks the transcript as partial.
UUGUCUAACACGCUUCCACAGAACAAGAGGAGAUACAAGAAGCAUGGCUACAACUUGGAUCUCACCUACAUAACGGACAGGAUCAUCGCCAUGUCGGCUCCUGCUUUCGGAGGACACACUGCCUUUCGAAACGACAUCCAUAUGGUCUCUCGCUUUCUGUCUCAGCGGCACUAUGGAAAGUUCUUCAUCUUCAACUUGUGCGACACCUACAACUCAUCGGACGGCGUCAUGGGGAAUUACCAUCCCCAGCUGCUGUUCAACCAAGUGCAGAGAAUUCCCUUCGAAGAUCACGCGCCACCGCUCUUGUCGGAGCUCAUCUUCAUGUGUCAGGAGUCGUGUGCUUGGAUGUCGAGAGACCGUCAGAACACGAUCGCAGUGCACUGCAAAGGAGGGAAGGGGAGGACUGGUGUGAUGAUCGCCGGCCUCCUCAUGUGGACUGGGCAUAGGAGAUGCGCUCUUGACGCUCUGGAGCUCUUCACACGCAAUGUGAAGCACAACCAAGGUGUGCAGGGCCCUAGUCAGUUGCGCUAUGUCUACUACCUGGAAGCCGUGCUGUACAGUGGGGUAGACCCCUGGAGUGUCAAGUACCGCUUCAUGGAGAAACUGACGCUCCGCUGCAAUCGCUUCAUGGAAAAGUACAAGUCGGUACGCAUGAGGUGA